AUGCCGCGAGAACCUUUGCUGUCAAUGUCGCCAAAAGCCGCAGACUCAUGGAGUCUAUGGACGUCUUGCCGAGAGACGAAGUACCAGUCGACAGCCUCCAGUGCCUCGCAUACUGGAAUUUCAGCAUCCAAAGAAAACCAAGGUACAGAUCUCCAUGGGAAGUCUGUGCUGGACACAAAACUUGGGAAUCUUUUUCCAACACAAAGGCUGCAUGAGCUUCUCGAUGCCGAUUGCAUGCCAGAGGACAGCGUCGACACCCAGGACGAGGACCGCGUCAGAGACAGCGUGCCGUUGACCCCCUGCCCAACGGUGUGCACCAUGAGCACCUCGUCCAUGGCGUCCGGUGUGGGUUCCCUGCCCUAUUCGCUGUCAGACCUUGCGGACCUUGACGAGCCGCCAGAAAAGAGGCUUUCAGCUUUUUCGUCCUUUAAGAGCUAUCUCGAACAUACGUUGAAGCGAAGGUCUUGA
Messenger RNA from Cladocopium goreaui, 468 nucleotides. NCBI's taxonomy places the organism in Eukaryota, Dinophyceae, Suessiales, Symbiodiniaceae. The record is from the annotation of a GenBank genome assembly.